AUGGAAGGGGAAGUAAAGCAGAAAGAAGAAGCUAAAUAAAUUUAAUUAUUGCUUCCUCCUGUACCUAAAGAGGUUAGUUUAGAUGAAAAUUUACUUUCAAGAUAGCUUGCUGUCUAUGGAAAAGAAUUUUAGGGGAAAUUAAGUCAAACAAAUGUAUUUAUUUAUGGCAUGAGAGGAGUUGGUGUAGAAGUUGCUAAAAAUAUUAUUCUAGCAAAUCCUCAUGUUGUAAAGAUUUACGAUAAGAAUAUUUGCACAAUUUAAGAUAUGGGAUCUAACUUUUAUAUUUCAGAGUAUGAUAUCAAAAGUUAAAAGACAAGAGCUAAAGCUUGUCUGCCUCAUCUUAAGCAACUCAAUUCAAAUGUACACGUCUUAGACUAUGAUGGAGAAAUCAAUGAGGUUCUUCUUAGUGAAUUUAAUGUUGUAGUGUUUACUGAUUACUAUAAUAGAGAAAAAUUAAUUGCAUGGAAUAAGAUGUGCAGAGCAAAGAAUAUAGGUUUUAUUUAUGCAGGAUUGCUAGGUUUAUAUGGUUUUUGCUUUGUGGAUUUUGGUGAGGAUCACAAAAUUUUAGAUCCAAAUGGUGAGGAACCUAAACAAGCCAUCAUCUCUUCAAUCACAAACGAUAAAGCUGCUGUAGUUACCUUACUAGAAACAAAUCAAAAAAAAAGUCAUGGAUUUGAAGAUGGUGAUUAUGUUAUCUUUAAGGAAGUGGAAGGAAUGGAUGAAAUGAACAUUUAAGAGCCUACUCAAGUUAAAAUACUAAGCAAGUAUUGCUUAGAAAUUUAAGUUGAUACAACUGAAUUUAUGCCCUAUACAGGAAGGGGGUUAAUCGAACAAGUAAAAGUACCUAUACCUUUUGGAUUCAGAAAUUUAGAAGAGAGCUUAAGGGUUGGUUAUGGAUUAAAUAAUGAUAGAUUUUAAUCUGUUGAUUGUGGAAAGGAAGGAAAAUAAGAGUAACUUCACGCUAUCCUUUAAGGUGUUCUUGCAUACGCAAGCAAACAUAAUGAAUAACUCCCUGAAUUUAAAAACGAAGAUUAAGUGAGUGCAGUCUAACAAUAGAUUGAUAUUUUGAAUAAUUUAUAUAAAAAAACAUAAAAUUCUUUAAUUGUAAGUGAUUUAGAUUAAAAUCUACUUAGACAAAUUUGUUACUUUUCACACUACUAAAUAGCUCCUUUAACCAGUUUUUGGGGAGGUAUAAUUGCUCAAGAAAUAGUUAAGUUCACUGGUAAAUUUACUCCUUUGUCAUAAUGGCUCCACAUUCAUAAUUUUGAUUUGCUUCCAGAAGCUCAUUUAAGAAACCCAAAUGUAAAUAGAAUUCUGACAAAUACAAGAUAUGAUGACUAUGUUAUGAUUUUUGGGAGAGAUUUUAUUGAUAAAAUUUUGACUUAAAGAGUUUUAAUUGUUGGUGCUGGUGCUCUUGGUUGUGAAUUUACAAAAAUGUUUGCAUUAAUGGGCAUAGCUUGUCAUAAAAAAGGAUUUGUUCAUAUUGCAGACAAUGAUUCAAUUGAAAUUUCAAACUUAAACAGAUAAUUCUUAUUCUAGAGGGAAGAUAUUGGAAAAUCAAAAUCUUUGGUUGCUUCAGUGAAAGGAAAAUAAAUUAAUAACUCAUUUAACAUAAAAUCUCAUAAGCUAGUUUUAGAUACUUCAACUGAGAAUAUGUUUGAUGAUAAUUUCUGGAUGAACCUAGAUUUUGUUGUUAAUGCAGUGGAUAAUGUGAAAGCUCGUCAAUAUAUAGAUAAGCAAUGCGUAUGGUAUAAUAAGGUAUUGUUCGAAAGUGGCACUAUGGGUGUUAAAUGUAAUAGCUAAGUCAUAAUACCUCACUUAACUUAAAGCUAUACUGACACAAGAGAUCCUGAGGAAGAGUCUAUUCCUAUUUGCACACUUAAAAAUUCUCCUUAUUUAAUAGAACAUUGCAUAUAAUGGGCUAUAGAUUAUUUUGAAGGCACUUUUGUUAAAUCUAUUAAAGAAAUCUAGGAGUUUGUUAAAAAUCCUUUAAAGUACAUAUAAAAAAACUAAAGUGAACUAAUGCCACAAAGGAGCUCAGAAUUUUAAAAUAAAUUAGAAUGGAUUAAAAAAUUAUUACAAAUAUAUAAUAAUCCAACUUAUUAGGAGUGUCUUCACCUUGCUAAGUAGCUUUUCGAAGAAGUUCAUAAUAACUAAAUAGCUUAAUUGCUGUUUAAUCUUCCAUUAGACACUAAAGAUUAGUAUGGAUCUCCUUACUGGAGUGGAUAGAAAAGACCACCAUAAGUUAUCCCUUACGACUCUAAUGAUGAGCUGCAUGUAGAAUGGGUUUAAAGUUGUGCAAAUAUUUUUGCUAAGGCUUUUAAUAUUUAAAUAUGUAAAGAUCCUAAAGAAAUAGCUAAAAUUUCUAAUUAAUUAAAAGUUGAAACUUUUAUUCCUAAAAAGCUAAACAUAAACGAAAUAGAAUAGAAUUAAGCAGAACAAGUUAACUUAGAUGAAAGCGAAAUAAAGUGCAAUUUGUUGAUCGAGCAAAUAAAAAAUGAAUUACCUAAAAAAUUGGUGGACCUCAAACAAGUAGAGUUUGAAAAAGACGAUCCAACAAACUAUCAUAUUGAAAUGGUAUCAGCAAUAUCUAAUCUUAGAGCUAGAAAUUAUAAGAUUAAAGAAGUUGAAAAAAUGAAAGUGAAAGUAAUUGCUGGGAAGAUUAUUCCUGCUUUAGCUACUACUACUGCUAUGAUAGUAGGAACAGUUGGUAUAGAGAUAAUUAAGUAUAUUAUGUAAAAACCUAUAACAGCUAUGAGAAAUACUUUUAUGAAUUUAGCUCUACCUUUGUGGGUCUUUUGUGAUCCUGUAGAGCCCUACAAAAACAAUGAUACUGACUAUGAUUUAGAAUAUCUAGGUCCAGUUAAAGCAAUUCCAAAAGGUUUUACGAAAUGGGAUUUUAUAAUUAUUAAUGGUCCAAUGAGAGUAAGUGAAUUUAGAGAUUAUUUUUUGGAACACUAUGAUGUUAUUAUAAACAAAAUUUAUUAUGAAAAUAAAUUUUUGUUUGAUCAAAAUGAGUAAGAUGCCUAACAACAUGAGUAAAUGGAUAUUUAAGAUUUAUUUGAAUUAGUCUUUGAAAACAAGAUUCCUGAAUAUAAGCAAUACUUGAAAUUUGGAAUAUAUGCUUCUGAUAGAAAAGGAAAUGAAUGCAAAAUGCCUUUCGUAAAAUAUUCUUAUAAAGGAGAAACCUUAAAAACUGAGUCCGACCUUUUAUCAGAAAGUGCUUCUGAAGCUCUCGAGUAAGCAGAAUAAAACAUGAAGCCUAAAUCAAAUUUAUCUCCCAGCAAAUAAAAAAGACUUGAAUAAUACUUAGAGGAUUAAAUUAAAGAGUUCUUAAACUAAUUAAUUAUAGAUGCUCUUAAAGAAAGGCCUCAUAGUUUCCUUAAAUUCAGCUAUGAAUGGUUGCAGCUCUAUAAAAAUAAUUAAUAUUAUAUCCCUUAACAAAUUCAUUAAGCAUCCGAUUUAAGCCCAUAGGAACUAGAACUGCAAAUGAAAGAAUAUUUAAGAGACCAUGUUGAUAUUUACAUUGAAGAAUUAGUUUUUGAUUUAAUUACUAAAAGACCUCCAUAGCCUCUUGAUUUUGCAAUUAAAUGGUUCUUCUAAAAGCAUAAAGAUGAUAGACUUCAUAUUAUCAAAGAGUAAUAAGAGGCACCUGGAGAAGAACCUAUUGUUAUAGAAUUCAAAUCUAGUUCUGUUGAGGAAUUCGAGUCAUACAAUUAAGAGUAUGAAGAGUCCAGAUUAAAGUUGCAAGAAUUGGAAAACAAGUAAGAAGAAGAAGAAAAAUAAAAAUAAAAAAAAUCUGAUAAAGUAUUGGAAAAUCACUAAAUAGAGCUUGCUUAACAUUACGAAUAAUAUGGGCUGAUCUGCAUGAAAUUUAAUAAAACACAAGAAGCUAUAACUUAUUUGAAGAAAAGUUUGUUCACAAUAAUAAAAUUUGAAGAUAAAGCAAAUUCUAUGGAGGCCUCUAGAAUUAACUUCAAUCUUGCAGAGUUAUUUGAUAGAUAGUAAUAAUAUAUAGAGGCAUUUAGGUUCUAUAAAGAAGCUCUUUGGCUACAAGAAUAAAUUUUAGGAGAAGAUAGAAUUGAGAGCGUUGAAAUACUUUAGAGAAUUGGGUUGAUCCUUUAAAAACACAGAAAAUAUAACUCAGCCUUACAAAAUUUCCAAAAAAGCUAUAAUAUUAUGAAAAAUAAUUUCAAUUAUGAAUGUCCUCAAGUAAUAAAUCCCUUGAUAAAUUUAGCUAACUGCUUGUUGAAUCUAAGAAAAUUUGAUGAUGCUCUUACUUACUAUAAAAAAGUACUAAGGAUGUAUGAGAGAAAUAAUUAAAUGGAAGAGACUGUUGAAAAUGUUUCGUUUCUCUACAACAUGAGUCUUGCUGCAGAAAAUUGUAGAUUUUUCUCAGAUGCUAUUAACCUGAUGAAUGAAGCAUUAGAUAUGGUCUAAAUUUGUUCUCCUAAAAAUAACUCUAUCUUAAAUAAAAUUAAUGAUAGAAUUAGAUAGCUCCAUCAACUUUAUGAUUCUAUUUCGAAAUGA
Tetrahymena thermophila SB210 is the source of this 4530-nucleotide messenger RNA. Its product is annotated as ubiquitin-activating enzyme E1, putative. The transcript has 19 exons. Gene Ontology annotation, cellular component: cytoplasm; SUMO activating enzyme complex. The record is from RefSeq and is a predicted model, not a curated record. Gene Ontology annotation, biological process: protein sumoylation. NCBI's taxonomy places the organism in Eukaryota, Ciliophora, Oligohymenophorea, Hymenostomatida, Tetrahymenidae. Gene Ontology annotation, molecular function: SUMO activating enzyme activity; protein binding.